This is a messenger RNA of Thyridium curvatum, 369 nucleotides long. RefSeq lists its product as uncharacterized. The record is from RefSeq and is a predicted model, not a curated record. Gene Ontology annotation, cellular component: RNA polymerase I complex. The coding region runs from base 1 to 369 and encodes 122 amino acids. Gene Ontology annotation, biological process: termination of RNA polymerase I transcription; DNA-templated transcription. Gene Ontology annotation, molecular function: DNA-directed RNA polymerase activity; nucleic acid binding; zinc ion binding. The transcript is spliced from 3 exons. Lineage: Eukaryota; Fungi; Ascomycota; Sordariomycetes; Thyridiales; Thyridiaceae.
AUGGCCACCAUUGGCUCUCUUGUUUUCUGCACCGACUGCGGUAACCUCCUCCCCGCUUCCAAGGGUACGGCGAAAAAUAUCCUGCUAUGCAACUGUUGCGGAGCAGAGAACCCAGACAACGCGGCCUCGCAAACAAUCAUCACUCAAACCAAGCCUUCAGACUUUCCCUCACCCCUUCGUACACAAUUGUCCAGCGUUCAGGUGGUAGAGCGACACAAGAUUCAGACCGAGGCGACAACCAAUGUGACUUGCCCCAAGUGCGGUCGCACCGAGGUCAGGUUUUCUGCCGUUCAGCUACGCAGUGCCGACGAGGGCACCACGGUCUUUUUCAAUUGUGACUGUGGCUUCCGUUGGAACGACAAUAACUAA